UCUUAGCUCUCAGCCACAGCUGGAGGGGAGAGAGAAAGAGAAAGAGAGAGAGAGCAUCUUCUGGAUUCUGGGAUCAUGAAAGGCUUGAAGUUGUCUCUCCUGGUGGUCCUUUUCCUAGGGCUAUUCCUUCAUCACAGCCACUCAGCUCGAGGACCGAAUAUAGGAGGACAGGAUUGCUGCAAUGCCUAUAUAAAAGGAGCCAUUCCCUUCUCCAGGCUGGUGUCAUGGUCCAAGACUUCAGCAGAUUGUCGCAAGGAGGCCAUUGUGUUUGUUACUUUUCUAAAGAAAUUCGUCUGCGCAAACCCCAAGGAAAAGUGGGUGAAGACAGCAAUCAAGUUAUUGCCCAAUGACAAGCAGAAGAUUGACUCCAAACCUGAAAUUAGCUCAGGUCCACAAAACUCGAGUUUAUUAAGCCCAACUCAAUCCAGUCCCCAAAUACCAUCCAACAACUCAGCUCAACUCCCCUCAAGAACCCAGCUGAACCCCUCCCAGCAAACCAAUUCAACUCAACACCUCAAUUCAACAUCUCUACUCAAUAGCUCUAUUCAUCUGAAAAACUAAACUCGACACCAACAGUGGUGUUAAACUGAAUUGAAUUAGAGUCUAUGUGGGCAGGAGAAAUUUGUAGGGAGAGAGAUGGGGAAAAUCACUGGUUCAUUUUGUUGUCACUGUUGUUGUUCUGACCAUGGUCCCUCUCUUCCCUUGUUAUUAAAGUUUUGCCUCUAUCGACA
Vombatus ursinus (common wombat) is the source of this 731-nucleotide messenger RNA. It is a transcript of the gene CCL17, whose product is annotated as C-C motif chemokine ligand 17. The record is from RefSeq and is a predicted model, not a curated record. Lineage: Eukaryota; Metazoa; Chordata; Mammalia; Diprotodontia; Vombatidae. The transcript has 3 exons. Gene Ontology annotation, biological process: chemokine-mediated signaling pathway; monocyte chemotaxis; lymphocyte chemotaxis. Gene Ontology annotation, molecular function: CCR chemokine receptor binding; chemokine activity. Gene Ontology annotation, cellular component: extracellular region. The coding region runs from base 76 to 561 and encodes 161 amino acids.